GGCGGAGGAAGUGUAUCACGCAGGCGCAGCUGCUCGGCUCUUCAUACCCUAGCGCUCCGGCCCUGCACUCACGGACAAGUCCCGACUGCGCGCGCCCCGCUCCACUCCCCCUGCUCCGGGACCGCCCCCUCCCCGCUUUCGGCGUCGUGGAAGAUAAACAAUAGUUGGCCGGCGAUCGCCAAGUGCGCCUCUCGCUGCCAGAUUCGGCGGGCUGCGUGGGACCGGCGGGAUUCCCGCCAGCCGGCCAUGGCGGGGCUGUACUCGUUGGGAGUGAGCGUCUUCUCCGACCAGGGUGGGAGGAAGUACAUGGAAGACGUUACUCAAAUCGUGGUGGAGCCCGAGCCCACCGCUGAAGAAAAGCCCUCGCCCCGGCUGUCGCUCACUCAGCAGUCACCUCCGCAGCCGUCACAGCCGGCUCUUCCUGGCGGCGAAGUCUCGGGGAAAGGCCCAGCGGUGGCAGCCGAAGAGGCUUGCGACCCUCCUCCGGACGCCGCGGCCUCACCGGCUCCCGGCUGCCGCCGCCGUUCCUCGGUGGCAUUUUUUGCUGUGUGCGACGGGCAUGGUGGGCGGGAGGCGGCACAGUUUGCCCGGGAGCAUUUAUGGGGUUUCAUCAAGAAGCAGAAGGGGUUCACCUCGUCCGAGCCGGCGAAGGUUUGUGCUGCCAUCCGCAAGGGCUUCCUCGCCUGUCAUCUCGCCAUGUGGAAGAAACUGGCAGAAUGGCCAAAGACUAUGACAGGUCUUCCCAGCACAUCAGGGACAACAGCCAGUGUGGUCAUCAUACGGGGCAUGAAGAUGUAUGUAGCUCAUGUUGGUGACUCAGGCGUGGUUCUUGGAAUUCAAGAUGACCCAAAGGAUGAUUUUGUCAGAGCUGUGGAAGUAACACAGGACCAUAAGCCAGAACUUCCCAAGGAAAGAGAACGAAUCGAAGGACUUGGUGGGAGUGUGGUGAACAAGUCUGGGGUGAAUCGUGUAGUGUGGAAACGACCUCGGCUCACUCAUAAUGGACCUGUUAGAAGGAGCACAGUUAUUGACCAGAUUCCUUUUCUGGCAGUGGCAAGAGCACUUGGUGAUUUGUGGAGUUAUGAUUUCUUCAGUGGUGAAUUUGUGGUGUCACCUGAACCAGACAUAAGUGUCCACACUCUUGAUCCCCAGAAGCACAAGUAUAUUAUCUUGGGGAGUGAUGGACUUUGGAAUAUGAUUCCACCUCAAGAUGCCAUCUCAAUGUGCCAGGACCAAGAGGAGAAAAAAUACUUGAUGGGUGAACAUGGACAAUCUUGUGCCAAAAUGCUUGUGAAUCGAGCACUAGGCCGCUGGAGGCAGCGUAUGCUUCGAGCAGAUAAUACUAGCGCCAUAGUAAUCUGCAUCUCGCCAGGAGUGGACAGCCAGGGAAGUUUCAGUAAUGAAGAUGAGCUCUAUCUGAACCUGACCGAUAGCCCUUCCUAUAAUAGUCAAGAAACGUGCCUGAUGACUUCUUCUCCAAGUUCUACACCACCGGUCAAGUCACUGGAGGAGGACCCUUGGCCAAGACUGAACUCUAAAGACCAUAUACCUGCCCUUGUUCGUAGUAAUGCCUUCUCAGAGAACUAUGUAGAAGUCCCAGCUGAGGUAGCUGGAGGGAAUGUCCAGGCUGCAGUCAUACCCUCUAAAGAUCCAGAGCCACUUGAAGAAAAUUGCACUAAAGCCCUGACUUUAAGGAUACAUGAUUCUUUGCAUAAUAGCCUGCCAGUUGGCCUUGUGCCUACCAAUUCAACAAACGCCAUUGUGGACCAAAAAAAUUUAAAGAUGUCAACUCCAGGUCAAAUGAAAGCCCAAGAAGUUGAAAGAACCCCUCCAGCAAACUUUAAACGGACAUUAGAAGAAUCCAAUUCUGGCCCUCUUACGAAGAAGCAUAGACGAAAUGGUUUAAGUCGAAGUAGCAGUGCUCAGCCUGCAAGCCUUCCCGCAACCUCGCAGCGAAAGAACUCUGUGAAACUCACCAUGCGACGAAGACUUAGGGGCCAGAAGAAAAUUGGAAACCCUUUAUUGCACCAGCACAGAAAAGCUGUUUGUGUUUGCUGAACUGUAUCUGGAAAAUGGUUUCUUUCCCUAUUUAGGAUAUGAAGCUUUUUGGAGUUGGUGCUGAAGGCGAACUUUUUAAAAAGGCACACGAAAAAGUAAUAUGCUGUUUGACUUUUUGGAAUUCAACAGUUUAAUCCAAUCCUAAACUGUGUACUUGCUUGUAUUAUAAAUGUGAAUUCUGUAGAUGUUAGGGUAUACGUUGCUGUAAAAUGUGUGUAAAUUUGUAUCCUUCACACAAACUCAGCCUCUUACCCUGAUACACAGUAAAUAUAACAAGAGGGCUAAAGGUUUAAAAAACAAAUCAAAAGACUAUUAGAUUUUAGAAGUACAUUAACUUUUAAAAAUAGUUAUUGAGUCAUUUGUGAUGAAAACUAUACAACUUUUUAAAGUAAAUUAUUAAGCAAAUUGGAAAGGUGAUGUAUUUUCAUAGUGAUCUGUGUUCUACUUAAUGUUUCUUAGAGACUAUUGUCUUUUAAAAAUUAUUUUUAAUUUCUAAUUUCAUAAUUUUUCAUAGAAGCAGAAAUAGCUGGGUAUUAGUCUCCUUUCCUCCUUAAAAUACUAUGCAGUAUCUCUUAUUUCAGUAGCAUUUUUCUAAAAAAAUAAUAAUCAGAUAUACUCACUAACUAUUUGGAAUAGAAGGUGUGCUUUCCUAAAAAAUGCCCUUUCAGUUAUCCCAUUCUGUGGCAUUAUUAGGUCUGAAAGUAGUUACCCUCUUCUAGUGUUUGCAUAAAAUAUGUGAAGUUUUUCUUGCUAUUUCUUGCUCAAUAAAAGAUGGUGCUGCUAAUUCCCAACAUUUUUUAAAUUAUUUUAUAUAUCAUACAGUUUUCAUUGAUUAUAUGGGUAUAUGUUUGUUCAUCUAAUAAAUCAGUGAACUGUUUGUGAUGUUGCUGGAUUUUUAUUGUUGGUUUUAAUGAUUAUAUUAACUUUCUGUUGUGCCAUGAUCGUGCUUUCAGAGUAACUUAAAAUACAUGUAAUGUUUAUUUUUGCACUCUUAACUUUAAAUUAGAAUACAUCAGCGCAGGCUAAAUAGCUAACAAUAAGAAUAUAGUUAAGUCAUGGCUUGUAAGCAUUCGAUGACAUUUAUAACAAUUAAAAGUGAAUAAAACUGCCCUGGUUGGUGUGGCUCUGGAUUGAGUGCUGGCCUGCAAACCGAAAGGUCGCUGGUUCGAUUCCCAGUCAAGGCACAUGCCUAGGUUGCAGGCCAGGUGCCCAGUUGGGGGUGUGCAAGAGGCAACGGAUUGAUGUAACUCUUGCACAUCGAUGUUUCUCUCCCUUUCUCCCUCCCUUCCCCUCUCUCUAAAAAUAAAUAAAUAAAAUCUUUUUUAAAAUGUGUAAAGCUUUGUUAAUAUAGGAAAAUAGCUAAAAGAAGCUAAUACUAAAACAUUAAGUAUGUCAUUGUGGUGUGGUGUGUUGUUACCCAAUGAGAAUACUUUUAAGUUUGUUAAUUUACAAGAAGACCUCUCGUUGAGAUGUUCGAAUGAAAUGUUGUAGUAGAAUACCUAUAGUAUUCUAGGUACUGCACAAUUAGAAGCAUACCAGUUUCCAUAAGAAAAUUGAGAACCAGUGGUCUGGGUAAAACAUUAAUUGUGGUUAGUUUUUAAAAAGGAUUUUUGGAUAAUUGUUUGUUUUUCAGAUCUAUCCAAGAUAGAGACAUAGCAACUAAAAGGCACUUUGGGAGUCAAUUUGUUGUGAAGGGUUUUUCAUCUUUUAGACCUGUGAUACCUUUGGAAUGUUAUCUGCACCAAGUAGAAAUUCAAUAAAUCUGAAUGUAUAUCAAAGAAAGGAAGAUCCAUUUAGCUACUUCGCACUUUUUCUACCAGUGUUUUUUU
Phyllostomus discolor (pale spear-nosed bat) is the source of this 3887-nucleotide messenger RNA. It is a transcript of the gene PPM1D, whose product is annotated as protein phosphatase, Mg2+/Mn2+ dependent 1D. Gene Ontology annotation, molecular function: cation binding; protein serine/threonine phosphatase activity; mitogen-activated protein kinase binding. Bases 247 to 2058 code for a protein of 603 amino acids. Gene Ontology annotation, cellular component: cytosol; nucleus. The record is from RefSeq and is a predicted model, not a curated record. Gene Ontology annotation, biological process: protein dephosphorylation. Lineage: Eukaryota; Metazoa; Chordata; Mammalia; Chiroptera; Phyllostomidae. The transcript is spliced from 6 exons.